AUGCUCAGUUUAAGAUGCCAAAGUGACACUACAUCCACCCAAAAAAAUGAAAUUGAGUUAGAUCAAAACAUUAGUUUAAAUUUAGGAAUAGAAGCCGCCGCCAAGAAACAAAAAGAAGAAGAAGCAAUAGAAGUCGAUCAUUGUAAAAAAUAUAUUUUCCAAUCCAGAGACGAAAUGUCGCAAAGUAUAUCAAAACUCUGCUAUGGGAACCUAUACGUGAUAGGUAGCCUAUGGCUUGAAGGGAUGAAGAAAAUAAUGGUAGGAAAGAGAAUGUGUGUCGUUCCUAAACUCAAAGUUGCCAACAAUAAUAAUAAAAAUAAUAAUAAAUUAACUACAAACGAAGAGGCAGAAAACACAACUUCCAAAGAAGAAUCUAUUCCAAAGAAGCCACCUGAAAUGCGUUAUAGUGAGUUGCCACUCUACCGCAGUCCUCAUCAAGAAUACAAUGAAAGUAUGUAUAAUACGUGGUAUUGCCGUGAUUACAAAAGCCAUGCAUUACAGAACAUCCUUUUCCCAUAUGUGAGAGAAGCAAGAAUCACAAUUCAGUGCAAAAUAAAAGAGGUCAGAGAGCGGAUGUUACAAAGUUUGUGUGUUUUGAGAUUGGUGACAGACAGCUCGAUGUGUAGAGUACAAGAACAUAUGCGGGAUCCUUGUAACAAGGUGCAGGCAAAAACUUUUGUAGCAUUGAGUACAGCGACAGGAGUUGUUCUAGGAUCUAAGAGAGGGUUCCUCAGGGCAAUGUUCUAUGGAUGUUUUGGCGCCCUGACGUCCGGAGCGCUCUGUUUCCCGAAAGAGACUGAUUUCGCCUUCAGAAAUGCUUGCUACACAACCUGGUCGUUAAUAAAAAAAGGAUUUAAUAUAUUUGAGGGAACAAAUAAUCAUGUAACUUAUCUGUGUCCAGAAGAAACGCCUCUAUGUUCUGAAACGAAGGUAACAAGCGAGCCUAAAAACGAUGAAGAUAACAAAGCGAGAAAAAGAGAAAACAAAAGUAGGAAUCACCUUUGAAAAUAGAAAAAAAUGGUUAAAAAUUACAUACACUGCUCUAAAACGCUUUCAUAAAAAACUAAACCUACUGCAUUUUGCUAUAGUAUC
Molecule: messenger RNA, 1092 nt
Organism: Hyposmocoma kahamanoa
Lineage: Eukaryota; Metazoa; Arthropoda; Insecta; Lepidoptera; Cosmopterigidae
Exons: 1
Coding region: 1-1005 (334 amino acids)
Source: RefSeq, a predicted model, not a curated record